Messenger RNA from Melanotaenia boesemani (Boeseman's rainbowfish), 5684 nucleotides. Its product is annotated as inactive tyrosine-protein kinase PRAG1-like. Lineage: Eukaryota; Metazoa; Chordata; Actinopteri; Atheriniformes; Melanotaeniidae. The record is from RefSeq and is a predicted model, not a curated record. Bases 349 to 4383 code for a protein of 1344 amino acids. Gene Ontology annotation, molecular function: ATP binding; protein kinase activity. The transcript is spliced from 6 exons. Gene Ontology annotation, biological process: protein phosphorylation.
UCCCCACGCUGCUGCAGAGUACUUCUGCUGUGUUUCCAGCAACACUCCACCUCUGCACAGACAAGCAGCAGCCGCAGCAGUAGCAGCACACACGGCUGGAGCCUGAACCCAGCCUGCAGCACCGCGCAGCCUCCCGGUCUGUGACCUGUCGCUUGCGGAAUACAUGUGAAUUGAAUUAGAGGAGCAGCCACGAUUGUAUUUAGUCUUUUUUCUUCUUCUUCUUCUUUUUGAUAGAAAGCUUCUGUGUUGCCAGGGAGGAGAAAGUCCUAGCAGCCAUGAAAGCUCAUCCUCCAUCUACCAGAUACCCUCACAUCCACCUCUGACCAAACCCAAAUUAGCAAACCAAAGAUGUCAGCGUGCAGUGACUUUGCAGAACACGUGUGGAAACCCGGCUCUUGUAAGAACUGCUUCCACCCACUCAGUGCUCACAAGACCACUGGCAUCCUGGAUGGCAGUUUGCCAGCACCUUGUUUGAAGAGCAGCCUGGGAGGCGAUGAAGAAGCUGGAGUGACGGCACCUUCACCCUACAGCAAACCCACCAUCGCUGUCAAACCCACCAUGAUGAGCUUCGACACCAGUGAGACAAAAGACGUCAAUAUGAACAUAGAGCAGCAGGAGAAUACAAAGAGCCCAGUUGAGCGGAUGGACCUGAAGAAGCUCUUGAACCUGACGCCACUUUAUAUUGAUGGUAAUGGAAGCAACAGGGCUCAUAGAGAUGCAGUUCUUCAAAGUCCAGAUGCCAAGAUUGACUACAACAACUGUAUCUCCUUGUCCCCAACUAUCCUGCCCAAAGACUCCAUGAUCAUCGGCAAUAUCUAUGUCAGCCAAGAGGAAGGUAAAGGUUGUCAGAAUUUAAAGAAAAAUGCCAACGAGGACUCCUGCAGGCAGCAGCAUAACAUGGCUGCUAUCAGGACCAAGAGCACUUACAAUGGGAGUGUUGUUACUUCCAGGACAAACUAUGAGUCCCAUGAAGGAUCUGUGGAGAUACCAUUGUCAGUGAAUAUUGUUCCUUCCAGUCUUGCCACAGUUCAUAGCAAUGGUGUAAGCAGUUUGAGUUCCACCACUGUUAUCACCAAGACGUCUAGCACUUCUACCGUUUCCUGCCACACAGCGUCAAGUGUGGACACGACUAUUCACUCUGUUCCUGUCCUGUCUAAACAGAGCAGCCUAUCGGACUCCUCUUCUUCUUAUCGUAGCAGUACAGAUUCACUUCCUGGUCCUGAAGGUUCGAUGGGAAGACGAGGUGGGUUGGGGAGCCCGCCGAGUUCACAAGCCAUAAGUAGCCCACAGUCGGCUCCCUGCUCUCCUAAUGGACAAGUUGACUCUGAGCCUAUUUAUGCUGAAAGCACCAAGAAAAAGCGCAGGCCGCAAGGAAAUGGACUGCAACCCCAUCCUGAGUGCCCAAACCAGGCAAAGCAGUCCCAGUGCUCUGAGGCUGAACGGUCUGGAGAAAAUCAGCGGGCUACCAUCACUGUAAUGGCUGCUCACACUGAGGAAAACAACAGAACUUUCUAUCUGAGCAGCCCAGAUUCAGCCGUCAGCACCCAGUGCAACUUUAGCCCUACAGCACGUAAAGACUCAGGCAGCCCAGCCUUCUGUUGGCCCAGCUGCAGUUCACCCUCUGUGGGCACAGAGGCUUUCCAUCCCCCCUCCCUGCUUCCCAAGCCCCAGUCUAGCCCACCCAUUCCUCCAAAGAGGAACAUACGUUCCCCAAAACUAGGCACCUCUAGCCUUUCGUCUUCCAUGUCUUCUCCAGUCGCUCUUCCUGAAUUUCCUAAAUUAGGUACCUCCAGCCUCUCGCCGUCCAUUACAUCCCCCAUCCAGCCCCCAGAACUCCCCAUGCUUUUCCUCGUCUCUGCAAGAGAGGGUCAUUUCAAGGUCCCUGUCGAAAACCAGAGUGCGGCAUCUGAAACCUGGCAUAAGCCCAGUCACUACAGCUCUAGCUGGAACUGUCGUAUUGAAGAAGAAGAGGAGGAGGAAGAGAGAGAAUGGAAAGGAAUAGAGAAGAAGAUAGCUGCCAGCCCGGGAACAACCUCUCUAGGGACAGGAAUGGUCAAUGGCGCUGCUGUCUGGAAGGCCCAGAGCAGCGCCCCUCCGACGACAGAGCCAGGCACGGCCCCCCCGGCCGCCUCCAACAAUGGUGUCUGUCAGGGGGAAACUAAGGGCACCGGCACAGAGGAGGAGGGCAAGCAUAACGGGAGCAUGCCGGCCAAGCAACCGUUGCAUGGCAGCUCAUCAGAGCUGCUGGCAGCAGGGAAAGGAGCUGCCAACAAUGACCCCAAUCCACCACCUCCCCCUCCUAAACUCUACAGAGUGAGUGGUAGAAUGAGUGGCAGCAACAUGGAGCUGGACCACUGCAACCAACAAGGGUCAGCAGAGAGUCCUACGUCAUCCUUACGGGGCCUUGGCAGCACUAACCUACCAACUGCCUCCACUGACAGCUUAACUGCUGACACUGGUUCUCGGGAUGCUACACGGAUGUCUUGUUCAUCACCAUUUCCCAGAACUCCAGUGGGCUCAGCCCCAGGGUCUCCUCACCCGCCUUCCUUUAACAGCUCAAGAAGCCAGCCCCCUCCUCUCCCGGAAAAGAAAAUGGUCAACCGCACUGUGUCUGCUCCAGACAGCACAAAUGGAAAACCUUUUAUCCGAGCCUACCCACGUCUUCCGUUCACCGGCUCAGAGAGCAACGUGUGUCGCUCUGUUGAUGCCAGCUCCCGUUCCAGUUUACCAUCCAGCCCUGUUGACCCCCGGCCCGUUUUCUCUUCCAACGAGUCUCUGGAGCGGUGUCACGCCCCACUAGGCCGACCCUCGAGGUCCCGGACGCUGGAUGAGCCACUCAAGGCUCAGGGGCGACUGGGUGUGCACUGCCGAGGCAGCAUCACUUGCUCCUCUUCACCCCAGCUCAGCGCACCCUUGUCAGCCACCGAGCCGGGUUUAGCACCAAAUUAUGGCUCAAGUCUUCAACUGCAGACCCUUCUGAGUAAUAUUGACAGUAGAGAGGGGGUGUACUCCAAACUGGGCGGGCUGUAUGCAGAGUCUCUGCGGCGCUUGGCUUUGAAAUGCGAAGAUCACUUCACCCGCUCCCAAAAGAAUCCACUUAGGUUUGAAGAGAGCAACUGGUCUCUGUUCAGGCUCACAUCAAACAAGCCCAGCUGCAACGCAGGAGAUGCUGUCUACUACGCCGCUGCCUGUGCUUCUGACCCUAACAAUUCCUACGCCGUGAAGAUCUGUAAGACCCCAUCCAUGGAUGCCAAGCAGGGUCAUCUGUACAGUCUGUCGGUGCAGCAGAGCAUCCCUCCUCACUUUAACCUCCAGCAGGAUUGUGGCCAUUUUCUUGCCUGUGUCCCUCAAAGCAUGCUGCCUUCAGAUGAAGUGCCUCUGCCCAGCGCACCUGCUUCAUCGCUGCCUCAGCCCACAACAUCUGUGCAGGGUCAACAGGUGGAGCGAGAGCGAGUGGUGGUCAUCACUCCUGAGAUUCCUCAGCAGACGGCAGCUGACUUUGUUCGGGAGUGGGAGAGAUUCCAUAAAAUCCAGCCGGAGGUCUACGAGCGCCGCGUAUGUUUCCUCUUACUGCAGCUCUGCAACGGUUUGGAGCACUUGAAGGAGUAUGGGGUCACGCACCGUGACCUGUGUCUCGAAAACCUGCUGUUAGUGCCUCAUCAGCGCAGGCCGUCCCAUUUAACUCAACAAACAACCUCUGACAGCAGCACUUGUAACGGUGCGAGUGCUGGAGACAUUCAGCGCCACCUUCCCCGGCUCCUCAUCAGCAACUUUGCCAAGGCCAAGCGUCGCACCUCCGAGGAAUCUGCCACAAACAGCGGGGACCCUCGUAUGAAACGUGACCAUGCCAGACUGGCGCCUGAGAUUGUCUCAGCAGCCCAGUACCGUAAAUUUGAUGAGUUCCAGACAGGCAUUUUAAUCUAUGAGCUCCUCCACCAGCCCAACCCAUUUGAGGUGAGUCCAGCCCUGAGAGAACAAGACUACCGCUGUGAGGACUUGCCUACAGUCCCUUCUGUCUCUCUUUACUCUCUGGGCCUCCAGAGGUUGGCCCAGCUCCUUCUCCAACCCGACCCCAUCAAACGCAUCCACAUCCAGGAGGCCAAGCGUAUAUUGCAGAGCCUGCUUUGGGGUCCCAGGAAGGACCUGAUGGAGCAGCAGUGGGAGAGACACAGACGAGGAGGCUUUGUUGACGGGUCCCGACACGAGGGCCUCCUCAACUGGCUUGAUGUGAAAAGGGCCCUUCUGAUGAUGAAAUUCGCUGAGCGCUCACUGGAGCCAGAGAGGAACGCAGAGCUGGAGGACUGGUUGUGCUGUCAGUACUUUUCCUCGGCUCACCCUCUGUCUCUCUGCCAUACUGCUGAACUGCUCUACUCACUGAACUGACGGCUCACUUUGAGUUUAUUAAAAAAACUUGAAUGGAGUUUAAGUCAUGUGUGAACUAUUGAAUGUGCAUAUGUCAAAGUUAAUGUCUAACUACGGAUCGGCCGAAAUGGUGUGAUCCUCUGGAAGAACUGUGAACCUGUUGGUAUUACUUCUGCUUGCAUGAGAGCCAUGCAUCAAACCAGCCAUCCACCCUUUGCCGUCCUGGUACUGACGGGAAAAAAUAGGUAAGCGCUGAAAAUCUAGCUAAACUUGUAGUAGUCGUCCCAGAAAUAUGGACAAAAUAACUUUGUACCAGUUACACCGAGGGAGACUGAGGAGUGUUCAUAAUUACAUAAUACACUUACCAAAGUUCUAUGUUUCUGUAUUAUGUGUAUUUAUUAGUAGCAACAUUUUACACACUGAGGGAGCCUAAUACUCAGUGUCUUUAGUCUGUGUCUGCCACUAAUGCUUUCUCAUGUCUAAUUGUGCAGCUAACUCUGUCCAUUUUUUUUUUUUUUGUUUGUGUUUUUUUGUUUUGUUUUUUUUACAAUAAAAAUAUGGGGUUACCUGAAGAAACCUUUCUUUCUCGUAUGUUGAGUCAUGGGCACAUAUUGCGCUGCAAACUGUGUAUGUUGGUGAAUAUUGGCUUACUAGUCAUAACAAACAAAGCAAUAUUCCUCAAGUAUUAACUGACAAAACGAUUGACAGGAUCAGAUUGCUUCAACCAAACAGACAAUGCUCUGUUUUCCCUGUUGUGCUUACUAUUUAUCACGUUUAAAUGUUCUGCCAUUUGUCACAGUGCCUUUUUGUUCUUUGUAUAUGUUACAGUGACUCAAACCAAAUGUAAAUAUUACUGAUCAUUUCUUCUUUGUGAAACUGGCCUUUCACAGAAUGUUCCAGUAACAGCCUUGUACAGCUAUUUGUAGAUGAUUUUUCAAGUUUAAAAAUGGAAAAAUGAGCCCAAGCAGGUCUUAAAAAGCCAUGAUCAUGAGCAGCAGUUAAAGAUAUUUAUGAUGUAAUUUGUUUUCCUGUCACAGUCACUGGAAUUCCGUUUUUCUUUCUUCUUCUUCUUCUUCUUCUUCUUCUUCUUUUUAGUUGCAGGAAAAGCUUCGUUAUGAACUUUUCAUCUUCAUUAAAUAGCAUCCUAAUUGCAUCUAGUGUGGUAAGAAACAGCCUGCAUGCAGGUUUUUUUAUGUUUUCCAUGUUUUUAAUCAAGAGAAGAAAAAAAACAUGGCCUAAACUAAUACUUAACUGAGUUGAAUUACUUUGUGUGCCUCUCUUAUUUGCAUCUAUCAAUAAACUGUUCAUAUAUUUUCUCACGG